Molecule: messenger RNA, 1340 nt
Organism: Engraulis encrasicolus (European anchovy)
Lineage: Eukaryota; Metazoa; Chordata; Actinopteri; Clupeiformes; Engraulidae
Gene: hmg20b
Product: high mobility group 20B
Exons: 10
Coding region: 188-1141 (317 amino acids)
Biological process (GO): regulation of gene expression
Cellular component (GO): nucleus
Source: RefSeq, a predicted model, not a curated record
GGGAUGGCGCUGUGUACCUUAUCCAUUUUCCACCCCUAUUAUUGUGUGUAUUUCUCUCGAAAGAAGAAGAUGAGCUAUGUGUUAAUAAUUGUUAUCAGUCGAAGUUUCCAUACUGAAAUCUAUAAAACUCUGAUAUUUGGAAAAUAUUGUGCUAAAGAUAAUUGAGGUGAACCAGUGCUAACACAGAAUGUCACAGAAUGCCAAACACCACCAGCAUGACACAGGGAGAUUUCAUGCCAUGGGUGUGAAGCAGGAGGUGACUGAUGCAGCUAGUCAUAGAAGUGCCCAUCAUCUAGAUUCAACACAUGAGGAGAACACUGUGACGAUGUCGUCAGUGCAACCUGUGAAGAAGCGUGGCUGGCCAAAGGGAAAGAAGAGAAAGAAGGUGCUACCUAACGGGCCCAAGGCUCCAGUUACGGGCUAUGUCCGCUUCCUGAAUGAACGGCGGGAGCAGAUCCGAGCCCUGCACCCCGAUCUGCCCUUCCCAGAGAUCACCAAGAGACUGGGGGCAGAGUGGAGCAGACUGGCCCCUCACGACAAACAGCGUUACUUGGAUGAGGCAGAGCGUGAAAAAGUCCAGUAUGCCCGAGAGCUACGGGAGUACCAACAGAGCGAAGCUUACCAGAUAACCACAGCCAAGGUUCAAGACAAGAAGAUAAAAAGGGAGGAGUUAACGUCGGUAAUAAUCAAUUCCAACAGUUCUGGACAAGCAGGCCUUAAGUCCCCAGAUUUCACGAAUGGGUUUGAUAUCCCCAUCUUCACAGAGGAGUUCUUAGAUCAAAACAAGGCCAGGGAGGCGGAGCUGCGGCGUCUACGCAAAGCCAACGUGGAGUUCGAGGAGCAGAAUGCUGUGCUGCAGAAGCACAUUGCUAAUAUGUACAGCGCCAAGGAGCGCUUGGAGGCAGAGCUGGGCCAAGAUGAGCAGCGGACCCAGGCCCUCCAGAGGCACCUCUUGGCCCUCAAGCAGACCCUCGUCAGCAGCCUGGCCGGAGUGCCACUCCCAGGUACAGGCGAGACCCCCUCCAUCAGCACAAUAGACUCCUACCUGAGCCGGUUGAGUAACGUGCUGGAGAACAGUCCCAAUGAGCACCGUGCCUUAUUGGUCAAGCUACAGGACGUCCUGGCACACCUUGAUGGGUAAGAGCGUGAGAAGAUGUAACAUGACGUCAACGAUUAAUAUUUUGGAGGGAUUUAAUUUUUUUUGUAUAUUUCAUGUUAUCCACUAAAUGAAAAAUGUUCUAAGAUGCCAUGAUAUGCAGAGCUUUGUUAACAAAUUAUGUACUACUGUUAUGUGUGCAAGAUGAAAUUCCGUUUCAAUUAAAAAAAUGCUCCUAAAUGUU